Molecule: messenger RNA, 1614 nt
Organism: Carassius auratus (goldfish)
Lineage: Eukaryota; Metazoa; Chordata; Actinopteri; Cypriniformes; Cyprinidae
Product: 5-hydroxytryptamine receptor 2A-like
Exons: 3
Coding region: 122-1426 (434 amino acids)
Biological process (GO): G protein-coupled receptor signaling pathway, coupled to cyclic nucleotide second messenger; serotonin receptor signaling pathway; response to xenobiotic stimulus
Cellular component (GO): plasma membrane; dendrite
Molecular function (GO): neurotransmitter receptor activity; G protein-coupled serotonin receptor activity
Source: RefSeq, a predicted model, not a curated record
UUAACUGAUGCUGCACUUGAAAAAACUGUCUGUUAAUGGCCCUGAAUGGCACGACUGCUGAACUUAGCUCCUCGUGAUAUCAGCUGAGAAUUCAAAAGACAAAAGCAGCAUACAUUGGCUCAUGGAGCAGAAGGUGUCUCUUGGUAAUGCAGAUCUGAAUAACUCUAUGGAUUGCAAUGGUAGUGAAGACAGAAACAGGUCAGACCCUUUGACUGCUGAGAAUGUCAAGAAGAACUGGGUGGCACUUUUGAUUUCUCUGGUCAUAAUCAUCACGGUGACGGGUAACAUCCUGGUCAUCAUGGCGGUGAGCUUGGAGAGAAAGUUACAGAAUGCCACUAAUUACUUCUUGAGGUCUUUAGCAAUUACAGACAUGCUUCUGGGUAUCCUUGUAAUGCCAGUAGCCAUGGUGACAAUCCUCUAUGGUUACACCUGGCCCCUUCCCUGGGCUCUGUGUCCAAUCUGGAUCUACCUGGAUGUUCUCUUCUCCACCGCCUCCAUCAUGCACCUGUGCACCAUCUCUCUGGACCGAUACAUCGCCAUCCGCAACCCCAUCCACCACAGCCGCUCGAACUCUUUAACCAGAGCCCGUGUCAAAAUUAUAGCAGCCUGGACCAUCUCUGUGGUUAUCUCCAUGCCUGUCCCGGUCCUCGGCCUGCACGAUCACACCAAAGUCUUCCGGAAUGAAAGCUGCCAACUGAUGGACAACAAUUUCGUUUUGAUUGGCUCUUUUGUGGCGUUCUUCAUCCCGCUCAUCAUCAUGGUCGUCACCUACAUUCUCACCAUCAGUGCUCUUCAAAGUGAAGCGACUUUGUGUCUGGACCAGCUCAUCGUGCGGCCAAAAUGGUCAUCCACUAUUGGACUCCUCCCACGGGGCUCGCUGUCCUCUGAGCGCCUCUUCUCGCGUUCGUCUCUCUGUCGCGAUGGGGCUUCCAGAGGAUCCGGCCGUCGCUCCAUCCAGUCCAUCAGCAACGAGCAGAAGGCAUCUAAAGUGCUAGGUGUGGUCUUCCUUCUCUUUGUGAUCAUGUGGUGUCCAUUUUUCGUGACAAAUGUGAUGGCGGUGGUGUGCGGUUCAGCGUGUGAUGAAGAUUUGUUGGGGGGACUGAUGAAUGUGUUUGUUUGGGUGGGUUAUCUGUCAUCAGCGGUCAAUCCUUUCAUCUACACGCUCUUCAAUAAGACUUACCGUGCUGCUUUCGCCCGGUACAUGCGAUGCCACUACCGUGAAGAGAGGAGGCCUCUGCAGCUGAUACUGGUCAACACCAUCCCUCCUCUGGCAUACAGCUCCUCUGGGCUUUCCCUGAAGGUGGAGAACUCAUUAAAGAGGAGGGCAGAGGGCAGCCGGUCUGGGAGCUUCUCCAACACAGACAGGUCAAACUCGGGAAACACACAAAACAAGCAGGAAUGGGAAGAGGAUGUAAGCCAUUUGUGAGACUCCAGAGAGUUUUUAAUUAUGGUACACAUCAACAGACCUUAGAGACCGUCUCUUUGUAGGUGUAAAACCUGAAAAAUGAAGUCUUUUAUUUUAAUACGUGUCCACCUGUGCAGCACAGCACAGUCAGCAGAUCAGACUACUGUACCUACGGCUCACAGCCAAAAGAGAAGACAGAUGAUUUCAAU